GGCGCUCGCGCGCCGGUGUGACAGAACCCGAGCGUCCUCGCGUAACAGCACCCUCUCGGCGCGCGCUGGACGAGGGCAUCAGCGUGCCUACGACCCCUCUGUGAAGAUUGAAGGCUCGGCUGUCGCCCCUGACGAUGACAAAGAAGAGGAUGAUGACGGUAGAGAGGUCUGCCCCUGUUGUGGCGAGUAAUUUUGUGUGAGAGAGCCGUGAAUCGGACGGGAGGUUCGCCAAAGGAGGGGGCAGCAGAGAAGAUGUCUGCAAACACACCUACCUCAGCCCCUCCCCCUAAGAAGAGCAGGGGGAAGCAGGAGGCUAUGGAGGCAGCCAAUGAGGAGCUGAAGACCAAACUGUCUGACAUACAAAAUGAGCUGCAGCAGGAAAGGAUGAAGGUGAGUAAGCUGCGGGAGCGGGUGCAGGAGCUGCGAGCCCAGCGGGAAACUGAGCAGCACAAGCACUCUGUGGCUCUGACAGAGCUGCGGGUGAAGCUGCACGAGGAGAAGCAGCGGGAAGUGGCGGCGGUGCGGGAGGCGAUGUGCAGGCAGCACGACGCUGAACUGUCCCGGGCUGGCCGCCUGCAUGAGGCAGAGCUGGCUCGCCUUCAGGCCCUGGUCAGUGUGCUGCGGGACGGGGCCAGCGCGGAGCUGAGGAACGCCCUGAGGGAGGAGGCACGCGAGGAGGCACGCAGGAGCCACGAGGCCGAGAGGCUGAAGCUGUCGCAGGAGCUGCAGGAGGCCAAGGUGGCCCGGAAGCAGGCCGAGGAGGCGCUCGCCAAUGCCGUGCAGGCCGACAAGGCCAAAGCAGCUGACCUCAGGGUGGCCCACCAGGCCCAUCAAGAGGAGAUCCAGCGGAUCAAACGAGAGAGCGAGAGAGACAUCCGCAGGCUGAUGGAGGAGCUGCGGGGGAGGGACCGUGUGGUUCAGGCUCUGGAGAAGGAGCUGGGCGUGCAGGCAGGUCAGACCCAGAGGCUGCUGCUGCAGAGGGAGGCCGAGCGUCACCACGGCAGCCCGAAGAGAGAGGUCGUUCCUACCCUCGGAGAGAACUGUGACUCCAUCAGCAGCCAGGAGGUAGAUGAGAGGGACACUCGCAGGUUCCAGCUGAAGAUCGCAGAGCUGCAGGCUGUCAUCAGGAAGCUAGAAGACAGAAACACACUACUGUCAGAUGAGAGGACUGAACUGUUGAAGCGCGUGCGAGAAACUGAUGGACAGAUGAAGCCGCUGUUAGAGAAGAACAGACGGAUGAGUAAAAAGAAUGAAGAGCUCCUGCAGACCCUGCAGCGCAUGGAGGACAAGCUGAAGUCCCUCAGCCGCGAGAACGCUGAACUGAAGGAGAAGGUGAACUCCGAAUCCCAGCAUGCACUGCUGAAGAGGCCCAGCUCACUGACUGAUCUAAGCCACGCCCACGAGCAGCAGGAGGUGGAGUUUCUGCGGCUGCAGGUCAGCGAACAGCGCAGCGUCAUCGAGGAGCUCACGCAGGAGCGAGACAGACUGAUGAUAAACAAAAGGAACAAGAGGAAAAAUAUCAGACUGCCGAAGAGGCAUGUUGUGGAGACAUAUUUUGGAUUUGAUGAGGAAUCUAUUGAUUCAGAAACGUCCUCUCUGACGUCAUACAACACAGACCACACCCCCGCCACGCCGGAGGAGGAGCUUGAAGAUGCCUUCUCUCGGGAGGAGGCGGAGCUUCGUUUUCGGCAGCUGACGCGAGAGUACCAGGCACUGCAGCGAGCCUAUGCUCUUCUCCAGGAAACCACCGGCCCCCUGGAUCCUGAGAGACACUGCAGGACGCGGGAGCAGCUGCAGGCGGAGCUGAGCGCCUGCCAGGCGCGGAUCGCUGACUUGGAGAGGAGCCUGGCCGAGAAGGGGCAGGACUCAAAGUGGGUGGAAGAGAAGCAGAACCUCAUCAGGGUCAAUCAGGAACUGAGAGAAAAGAUAGAGUUACUGGAGCAGUGCGAGCUACGCUUGCGUUCCGAGGUGCGGGACACUCAAGACCAGAACGAGCUGCUGGAGUUCCGCAUCCUCGAACUGGAAGAGAGGGAGCGGCGUUCUCCUGCCUUUAACUUGCAUAUCUCUGCCUUGGAAAACAACAGCAGCCUGCAGCUACACUGCCAACAGGAGGGCAUCAAGGAUGUCAUUAUUCCUGACCUCAUAAAGAAGCUGGACAUCCUGGGAGACAACGGGAACUUGCGGAAUGAGGAGCAGGUGACCGUGAUCCAGGCCAGCACUGUGCUGUCCCGCUGCGAAAAGUGGCUGAAGCAGAUUGAUAGCACAGAGGCAGCACUCAUGCAGAAGAUGAUUGAUCUUGAGAACGAAAAGGAGCUGUUCAGUAAGCAGAAGGGCUUCCUGGAGGAGGAGCUGGACUACAGGAAACAGGCCUUAGACCAAGCUCACCUGAGGGUUCAGGAGCUGGAGGCCACGCUUUACGCCAUCCUGCAGCAAGACCCAGAUAACCGAUUGGCUGAGAGUUUGAGUGACAGGCAGCGGGCGGAGCUUGCUGAGUCGAUGGAGGCUGUGCGCAGGCAGAUCCUCAGACAGAGCCGUCACGCAGACACACUGAUCCUGCAGCAGCGCAUGGAGCUCCUGCAGUCCGCACAACAGAGGAUCAGAGAACUGGAGGACAAGAUUGAUAUGCAGAGACGACAAAUCAAAGAGAUCGAAGAGAAGUUUUUGUUUCUUUUCUUGUUUUUCUCCCUAGCUUUUAUUCUCUGGCCUUAAACACACACACACAUACACACACACACACCUACACACCCAGGUGCAGUAUCUGAAUGGAAGUUAUGGACUCCUCUUGCCACAACUGAACUCUGCUCAGACCAACAUUCCUCAGUUAUUUUGUGAUCUUUUUAAUAUUUUUAUGCAUUUCCAAAUACAAUUGUCAACAUCACCAGGUCCAGGUAAAGCUGCUUCACUCAGU
Molecule: messenger RNA, 2908 nt
Organism: Colossoma macropomum (tambaqui)
Lineage: Eukaryota; Metazoa; Chordata; Actinopteri; Characiformes; Serrasalmidae
Gene: jakmip1
Product: janus kinase and microtubule interacting protein 1
Exons: 21
Coding region: 253-2709 (818 amino acids)
Molecular function (GO): kinase binding; GABA receptor binding; microtubule binding
Source: RefSeq, a predicted model, not a curated record